AUGUCGUCCACUACUACUGUCUCCACCACCAGCACGGGCACCGAGCCCGCGACGAUUCGGAUGCCACGGUACCACACAAGCCUGGUUGAGAACCGAGCUUUUGUGCCACCAAAAGACUUCGAGUUCCCGGCAGGCUUGAAGCAAGUACCAAUAAACCCGCAGGGGCCAACGGAAGUGCCUGUGCAGACUGCUCUGGACUACUCCAAAGACGAUAUCCCUGAGCCUCUUGGCCCGUACGAGCAUGUGGAUUGUGCAUCAAGGGCAGAUCCCGAGAAAAGGGCCCUCCUCAGUGCGAUUCCAAAGCACAAAGACAUGACACCCAAUAUCGGGACCGAGGUUUGGGGCCUGCAGCUUAGCCAGCUGACCAACCAGCAAAAGAAUGAGCUUGCCCCCUGGGCUGCUGAACGCGGUGUGCUGGUAUUCCGAGGCCAGGACUUUGUUGAUCAGGGCCGAGAGUGGCUCAAGGAGUAUGGCAGCUACUUUGGCCGCCUCCAUGUGCACCAGUGGGGAGUCCACCCAAAAGACACGCCAGAAUUGACGGUAGUAUUCCGUGACAGCGACAAGGGAUCCUAUUUUGACAACCAGAAAGAGGGACAGCUGAACACGGUGGCUUGGCACACUGACAUGUCCUACGAGAUCAACCCCCCCUGCACGACUUUCCUCUCCUCCCUGGCCGGACCCGAGUGCGGCGGCGACACGUUGUACCUGAACGCCAUGACGGCUUACGACCGACUGUCGCCAGUGAUGCAGAAGUUCCUCGAGACGCUCGAGGCUCUGCACUCGGGCACGAGGCAGAACCUCUUGUCGGGCAAGACCAACCUGGCGCGGCGCCCGGGCAUCGAUACUGUCCACCCCGUCAUCCGCAAGCACCCGGUGACUGGGCGCAAGGCCAUCUGGGUCAACCCCGAGUACACGACCAAGAUUAUCGGCAUGAGGAAGCCUGAGAGCGACAUGCUGCUCAACUUUCUGUUCGACCACCUCCACAAGGGCCUUGAUUUCCAGACCCGAGUCGCUUGGGAGGAUGGCACGGUUGUUGUCUACGAUAACCGUAUGGUGCAGCAUUCCGUCACUCUGGACUAUGGCUUGGGUAACGGCGUGAAGAGACACUUGGUGCGGGUCACUCCUCAGGGCGAGACACCAAGCUUGAGCUGA
Microdochium trichocladiopsis is the source of this 1152-nucleotide messenger RNA. RefSeq lists its product as uncharacterized. NCBI's taxonomy places the organism in Eukaryota, Fungi, Ascomycota, Sordariomycetes, Xylariales, Microdochiaceae. The record is from RefSeq and is a predicted model, not a curated record. Bases 1 to 1152 code for a protein of 383 amino acids. The transcript is spliced from 3 exons. Gene Ontology annotation, molecular function: 2-oxoglutarate-dependent dioxygenase activity. Gene Ontology annotation, cellular component: cytoplasm.